GACAACAACAGCAGCAGAGGAACCAAGAGGAAAGCAAACCUCGCCGGCCGCACCCCUCCAUCUCUGAUCGCCCGCUCAUUCUCAUUCAUUCAUUCAUUCCCCUCGCGUCGCGUGAUUCGAUUGGAUUCCGUUCCCCCGCCCCGUUCCGUUCCUUCAGCGCCGCUGCCGCUGCCGCUGCGGCUGCGCCGAGGCCCCAGCGAGUCCCCGAGGCCCGACCCCAAAGGCUGCGGCCUGCGGCCGUCGCAGUCCCAUCGAUUCCUCCCGCUUGGCUUUCCCACCCCUCGAAGCCGAAUCCGAUGGUUCCACCCGUUGACCGCCUCCGCCAUCGGAGGCCGCGCCGCCUCCUCCCCGCCUUCUUCCUCGGUCCCCGCGCCCGCCUCCUCCUAUAGAUAUACCGCCCGCGCAUCGCUCCAUGGCGGUCGGCGGCGACGACGACAGCAUGGAGCGGGACUUCGCCGCCAGGCUGCGCCUCGCGCAUUCGCCCUCCCCGGCCACGCCUGCCGCCGCCGCCUCAUCCUCCCCCACCGCCGCUGGGGGGAUCGCCUUCCGCGCGCCGCAGGAGCAGUUCACCGCCGACGACUUCGUACUCGGCAAGAUCUACGGCGUCGGCUCGUACUCCAAGGUGGUGCGGGCCAAGAAGAAGGACACUGGUCGCGUCUACGCGCUUAAGAUCAUGGACAAGAAGUUCAUCACCAAGGAGAACAAGAUCUCCUACGUCAAGAUGGAGCGUAUUGUACUCGACCAGCUCGACCACCCUGGCGUCAUCAGGCUCUUCUUCACUUUCCAGGACACAUACUCCCUCUACAUGGCGCUCGAGUCGUGCGAAGGCGGGGAGUUAUUCGACCAAAUUGUUCGGAAAGGUCGGCUCUCUGAGGACGAUGCACGGUUCUAUGCUGCUGAAAUUGUUGAUAUAUUGGAGUACUUGCAUGGCCUUGGCCUAAUUCAUCGGGAUGUCAAGCCAGAAAAUCUACUGCUUACUUCUGAUGGGCACAUCAAGAUUGCUGACUUUGGUAGUGUGAAGCCUACAAGGGAUACUCCUAUCAAAGUUCUCCCAAAUUCAACUACUGAAAGGGCCUGUACAUUUGUUGGAACCGCUGCAUAUGUACCACCUGAGGUCCUGAACUCUGCCCCAGCAACCUUUGGAAAUGAUUUAUGGGCAUUGGGAUGCACACUGUACCAAAUGCUUUCUGGCUCUUCGCCAUUUAAAGAUGCUAGUGAGUGGUUAAUUUUCCAGAGAAUCAUUGCAAGGGACCUCAAAUUUCCAGAGUAUUUUUCAGCUGAAGCUAGAGAUCUUGUUGACAAAUUGCUGGAUGUUGAUCCAGGCAAAAGGCCAGGUGCAGGACCUGAUGGUUAUUCUUCCUUGAAGGAGCAUCCUUUCUUCAGAGGCAUAGACUGGAAGAACCUGAGGAAGACACGGCCACCUAAGCUCGCAAUCGAUGCAAAUGCAAAUGAAGAUGAGGAUAGCCAAGAUUCAAAUUGGUUGGCACACAUGGGAAGUGUGGCAGUCAACCAACAGUCAAAUACUGUUGGUAAUAAUGGUGCCCCGUCAUCAUCUGAAGUGCGCUCCCAUAUAUCUAAAUUAGCUUCCAUCGACUCCUUUGACUCAAAAUGGCAAGAAUUCCUGGACCCCGGCGAGUCUGUAGUCUUAAUAUCAAAGCUGAAGAAGAUUAAUAAGCUAGCAAACAAGAAGAUCCAGUUGAUCCUCACUGACAAACCUCAAUUGAUCUGUGUUGACCCUUCAAAAAUGGUGGCCAAGGGAAACAUUAUUUGGUCUGAUGACCCAAGUGAACUCAGUGUGCAAGUAUCAGAUUCUUCACAUUUUAGAAUAUGCACGCCAAAGAAGGUGUCAACAUUUGAGGAUGCGAAACAGCGUGCUUGGCAAUGGAAGAAGGCAAUUGAAGACCUCCAACGCUGCCAAAGGAAUUAAUUUUCAAUUCAAAUCAAAACUCUAAAAUGUCGAAUUAGGCACUGUUAAUACAUCAUAUCCUUUUCACUUGGGAGGAACAUGAGGGGGUUUAUUUCUCCUGCAUCCUGCUCCAAUGCCUGGUUGCAAGGAACUUGCUACUCGCUAAUUCACACACUGAAUGAUGGCCCCCAAUUUUUUCCCUUCCCAUCCAUGUUUUCAAAUAGUACACAAUUUUGUUUGUCACUUUUGUGAACCGUUGGAGCAGAUAUCUUCAAAACAGGCUGCAGUCUGGAAAUAUUGACACAGGAAACUAUUUUAAC
Molecule: messenger RNA, 2226 nt
Organism: Zea mays
Lineage: Eukaryota; Viridiplantae; Streptophyta; Magnoliopsida; Poales; Poaceae
Product: 3-phosphoinositide-dependent protein kinase 2-like
Exons: 11
Coding region: 413-1927 (504 amino acids)
Biological process (GO): intracellular signal transduction; peptidyl-serine phosphorylation
Molecular function (GO): protein serine/threonine kinase activity; ATP binding
Source: RefSeq, marked provisional